AUGGUCGAGGUGACGACUGACCCAGCAGGCUCUCUGAAAAAGGGGAAGCAGACCAACCAGCUCAACUUCGGACUUGACUCGGUUCGGUUUGACGCUCUCCUGCUUCAGAUCGUCACCAAAGGGGACCUGGUGCUCGGCGACUACGUGCGGGAGUGGGCAGAUCAGCACACGAGCAAGCUCGGGGGCUGUAUCGCUUUCGAAGCCAUCGGGUGGAGAGCCGAGUGGAGCAACUCCCUCAUCAGUGCAGCCGGAAGCAGCCUCCGGCUGCGGGCUCAGGAGCAUCAGAAAAGCGAGGAGGACAUCAUCCGAGCCCGGAUGUCUAGGACCAAUGAGAAAAGCCGAUACGAACUCGGCCGCAGCUCGGCUGACGGACAUUCACGCACAGACGUGGAUGACGAGGCGAUGCUAGAGGAGAUGUCGGAGGAGAAGCUCCCCGACGAGAUCCUGAAUGGCACGCACUG
Molecule: messenger RNA, 461 nt
Organism: Symbiodinium necroappetens
Lineage: Eukaryota; Dinophyceae; Suessiales; Symbiodiniaceae
Source: the annotation of a GenBank genome assembly